AUGUCGAUGGAAAAGUUAUCUAAUCUAAUACUAUCACAAAUCAUAACAGAUAUUGGUGAUAAUGUAGAUAUAAUAUGUUUAUUGCUGACAUGUAAAAAGUUGUAUCAUAAUAGUGGUUUAAGAAGAUUGGUUAAGUUUAAAGGAAUAGAAGUAAUCACUGAUACGGGAUACGAAUCAAAGCAGUUUAAAGCAACAGCUACUCAAUUCAAACUCAACUCUUUUAAAGAUAUCUUAAAGAAUAGAAUAUUGGAUCAACAUGUGAUAUGUCUACCUGACCAUCACAAUGAUCUCUAUCCUCAAUGGAUUCAAGACAUCAUCUAUGAUAUGAAUAGAGCCGAUCAGAGUAACAUCAAAACAGCUAUGGUCAAGAAUUCUCAAACAACAUCAAAACGACUAGAGUCACUCUACUCGAUUCCAUCGAUCGAGACACUAUUCAUUGAGGAAAAAGAUAAAGAUGUAACGGUUGAUCUAAACAUCCCACUCUUACCUCGCCUCCAACAUCUUUCAGUUCGUGCACAAAAGUUGAAUAUUUGUCAAGAUCAAGCUAUCAACACAACACUCAAGUCUCUAAAACUAGAUGUUGCCACCAAAUACACUCUCAGUGAAUUGCAACUCACCAAAUUCGUAUCUCUGACAGAGCUGACGUUUAACAGUUAUUUUGUUACAAAUAUUGGACCAGGACUCUUUCCAAGUAGUCUGACAUCUCUCACUCUGAGACCAACAGAGAUACCACCACGAGAUACAUUCCUUUCAUUGGUGUACCUCGAUAUCCACCUGUCAAAAGAUGAAAUAAAAGCAAAGGUACAGGAUCAACGAUUCAUCGAUCUCGAGAGUCUAUCAAAGCUCAAGACACUAGUCAUCACUGACGACAACUUUUUAGAUCAAGAUAGAAAAUACUGUAUCACGUUUAGUGUACCUCCUUCAAUCAAGGUUCUAACCAUCUGGUCUGAAUGCGUAGAGAUCCCUUCGCAAUGUUCAAUGCCACUAUUGGAGGAAUUAAGCGUUCAACAAAAAACAUUGAUUGAUGGAAGAAUCAGUCUAUUGUUAUGUACAUCGAUAAAGGACCUGCUUAUUUAUGAAUGCGCUGAAAUCAUACCAGCCAAUAUCAUCCCACCAACUCUUGAAAAGUUAUCAAUCUAUAAAUACAUAGAUGAAGAUAUACUUGGACAAGAUGUUUUGCCGCCAUCUCUCACUCAUCUAUAUAUCAAUGGAAAGUAUGAAUCUGUUAAUAUCCCACAAACACUCAUCAAACUAAAACAGGCAUUCAACAAUGACCCACUACCUCAACAUUUAAAGAAAUUGGCUUGGGAAUCAUCUGGAUCUGAUUCCCAAUUACAAAAAAAUGUUUUAUCUUCCUCCUAUCCAACUAGUCUUGAAUCACUCAACCUCAUCGAAAUCGAUUGGAGGUGUACCAUUGAUAACAUACCACCUGUGAAAAAGUUAUCACUGCUCUUACCCCUCCCCAAGGAAAAUUGGAUAGCCGACAUUCCAAUCUAUUCAAUUACAUCUAGAAUAUCAGUCUCCCAACAACAAUGGUUGUCAUCCAACACCACUCAUCUAACUUGUCGGCUCAGUACACAUCUCUCAAAAGGUGCAUUUAGAUUAGAUGAAAUAAUCAAUCACACCAAUGUUAGAUAUUUACGAUUAAUCAUUUCCACUUCGGUAACAACCUAUCAAUUUUCAAUUCAAAGAUUAGACGCAGAUAACAACAAUGUAUUGGUAUUGGAAACAAAUACACUUACAGGUGGAAUAAUCACUCAAAGAAAAUCAAUCAACAACACUCAACAACAACAACAACAACAAUAUGAUCCUCUUUAUUUAUAUUAUGAUAUAGGAUCUCCACGUUCUACCUCUCGUGAUGAAUAUCAAUUAAAAUGGACUUUUGAUCCUUCCAAUAAAUUAAAAUAA
This is a messenger RNA of Cavenderia fasciculata, 1908 nucleotides long. RefSeq lists its product as uncharacterized. The record is from RefSeq and is a predicted model, not a curated record. The transcript has a single exon. NCBI's taxonomy places the organism in Eukaryota, Evosea, Eumycetozoa, Acytosteliales, Cavenderiaceae. Bases 1 to 1908 code for a protein of 635 amino acids.